Molecule: messenger RNA, 3174 nt
Organism: Paramecium tetraurelia
Lineage: Eukaryota; Ciliophora; Oligohymenophorea; Peniculida; Parameciidae
Exons: 3
Source: RefSeq, a predicted model, not a curated record
AUGCUUCUUAUUGUUAUAUUUCAUGCUUAUUACUUAACUUAAAAUAUUCUCACAAGGUAAGAAUGCCAAACUGAUAUAUGUAUUUGUCACGGUUCCUCACAUCAAUGUCGUUGUUAUUUUUACCAAGCCCCUUAUUGUGAUGGCUAUGGACCUAGUUCAACCUGCUUUACUAAUCCUGGAUGUUUGGGAUGUGAUGAUAAUUCAUAAUGUCUCAACUGCAUUUCACAGAAAUAAUUUGUUGAUUCAUCCCAAAAUUGUGUCGAUUGCCCAGAACAUUGUUUAACUUGUACAUCAGAAUCGAAUUGUUAGAGCUGCAUUACAAAUAAUUAUUAUUUAGAUGCUGGACUUUGUAAAUAAUGUCAAUUUCCAUGUUAAUCAUGCAAUUCAUUACAUAAUUGCCUAACAUGUGUGUCUUAAUAAUUUUAUCUUAUAUCUGGUCUAUGUAGACAAUGUGAUUCUCCAUGUUUAACCUGCUUAACUCAAACCCAAUGUCUAACUUGUGUAGAUAAUUCAUAUUAUCUCGAUUAAUCAACUUGUAUUCCAUGCUAAUCCCCAUGUUUAACUUGUUCAAAUUAAAACUUGUGUUUCAGUUGUGUUUCAAAUGACUAUUAACUCAUUAAUGGAUUAUGCAUUGUUUAAUGUCCUCUAAAUUGCCUAAUUUGUUAGAAAAGUCAACAAUGCACUACUUGUGAAGAUGGAUACUAUUUAAAUGCUAGUUACAGUUGUGUAAAAUGUUAAGAUCCAUGUGAAAAUUGUCUAAGUCAAGAAUUGUGUAUUACAUGUUAAAGUCUAUACUAUCAAAAAAAUCAACAUUGCAUUUUAUGUCAAUAGCCUUGUAAUACUUGUAUAGAUGAACAGAAAUGCAGUAGUUGUGUAGAUGGAUAUUAUUUAUUCAAUCAGACUUGCAAUUAGUGUUCAUUAAACUGCUUGAAAUGUGAUUAAUAUAGAUGUUAUUAAUGCAACAAAUAAUCAUAAUUGUUUAAUGAUUAAUGCAUAGACUGCACAAUUCCUAUGAAUCACACAUUUGAUAUUUGCAAUUAUCAAAAUUGUCAUGAUGGAGUUUGGACUCAUGGAGAAGAAUGCGACAAUGGUAAUUCAUAUGGCUGCAUUAAUUGUACCAUAUAAAAGGGAUAUCCAUCAUAAUGUUCAAGAUGCAUUCAAAAUUGUAUACAAUGUGAAGCUAAUAGAUUCUGUUAAGUAUGCAAGGAUGGAUAUUUUUUAAAUGCGAAUCACUAAUGUUAGGAAUGCAAUAUAGAAUGCAAAACCUGUUUUUAUCAACCAAAUAACUGCUCAUCUUGUAAAAUAAUUAAUAAGGAUUUCUAAUCAUGUCAAUUAUGUGAAAUCAAUCAUGGAUAUUACACAGAUUUUGAAAAUAACUAAUGCUAUUCAAAAUGUGGAGACAACAUCAAAACAACGUAAGAACAAUGUGAUGAUGGGAACAAUUUCAACGGAGAUGGUUGUUCUUCCAAUUGCUAAAUUGAAGAUGGUUUCUAUUGUAUUGAUGGUCAUUGUGAUACUCUAAUAUAAGGUGAAAUUCAAGUAUCUUAAUAAUAGUUCAAUUUUGAUGCACCUUCUAAAUAGUUUAUUAUUCAAUUCAAAAACUAUGCGUUGAAUUCAGAUUCAGAAAUUGUACCUAUCAUCUAAUUUUUAAAUUGCUAAAUUAAUUAAUCCUUGAUUGUGGUUAAAUAGAAUAUCACAGAAGAAAUGUACUUUUAGCAUAGGGUUAUUGAAAUAAACAUCGAAUUUGAGAAUAAUUGUAUAAAAGAUAAAAUGGAGGUUAAUAUUGUUUAGAGAUACAAAAACAACAGCAAAAAAAAUAUCGUUUUAUCUUUUCUCACUUUUCAAAUAUUUGACAUUUUAUUCAUUGAAUAAUGGAAAUAACUGUUUAAUGAAAUAAUGAUCUCCUUCAAUUAGACCCUAUUUUACAUUUUUGGUUUUGUGUGUUUAGCAACAUUUAUAACUGGAACAAUCGAAGUUGUUUAUAAUGCAAUCGAUCUAAUCCAAAUGUUUUCAUAUUUAAAAUAUAUUAAUGUAAAUUUACCAUCCAAUUUAUAAAACUAUUUUGACCUAUUUAAAUUUGCUUAAUUGCAGUACUUUUCUAAUUUCACAAAAUAAGUGGCUCUGACAUUUUUGACUCAAAAAGAAUUAGAAUAAUAUAAUUUCUUGCCUGAUAAAAUUAAGAGGGAUGGAUAUUACUCAUAUUGUCUGUUGAAUUACCCGUUUUUAUUUCUACUUUUUGUAUUUGCCAUACUCUUGUAUCCUAUGGCCAAAUUGUUAUUAUCAUAAUUGCAAAGAUUUUAAGUAAGGAUAAAGGAAGAUGAUGAUGAUUCAAUCCUAUUAAAAUUAAAACUCAUUUAAUUGCAUAUUAAAUUAUAUAUUCAAUAAUCCUGCCAAUACGUAAUCAAUAAAUUAUACUUCUCAGGCUUCAUUUCAACUCAUAUGAUAUUAACCUAUGACAUUCUAUUUGUCUCAUUACUUAAUCUAUUCGAUUUAAAGUUACUAUUUACAACUAACAAUCCCUUUAUUGCAAUCAACGUGUAUAUAGCCAUUCUUCUGACAACUAUCCACUGCUUACUAUUAUUUAUUUACUAUUCUAUGCUUGCCAAAUAGACAUAUUUCCUAGAAUAAAAAGACUACGUUCGAAAAUGUGGCUCCCUCUUUGAAGGUCUAAAAAUAAGUACAACUUCUUGUACUCACUUCUAUAAACUGUUUACACUAAUCAAAAAAUCAUUGUUUAUGCUUCUGAUAACUUUUUGCUCAUCCUUCCCCUAUUGUUAAAGCUUAUCUAUAUCUUUUUUAAGUUUCAUCCAAGUACUCUAUUUGUUUAAUUACAAACCAAUCAUUUCCCUCAUAGAAUAUAGGAAACAAUUAAUUAGUGAAUCUUGUGUAUUAAUAUUAUCCCUACUCAUAACUUUGAUCAUACUUAUGCAUGACACUCAUCAAGAUAUGUUUUUCUACUAGGAUAUUAUAGGGUGGUGUUCUAUAAUGAUUAUAACUUUAUUGUUACUCUUUUAAAUAAUAUUGGAUAUCAGAUAAUAAUUCCUACUAUGUCAAAAACAGUUUAUCCUAUUUCACAAUAUAUUAAAGUCAAUCUAAACUAAGAUAUAAAAGGCUUUUGAGAAUUUUAGUGCAACUCAAAGUAAUGCGAAUUCAAAUGUGGUUCUAUUUUACUGA